Messenger RNA from Paramecium tetraurelia, 1134 nucleotides. RefSeq lists its product as uncharacterized. Lineage: Eukaryota; Ciliophora; Oligohymenophorea; Peniculida; Parameciidae. The record is from RefSeq and is a predicted model, not a curated record. The transcript has a single exon.
AUGGAAUAAUAAUUGCAAAUUCUCUUUUAACGUUUAGAAGAAUUCAAAUAAGAUCAGAAUGAAUAUUGGGAAGAAGUUAAGUAAUUGUCAGAUGAAACAGAUGAGAAUCAAUUACCUGUAAUAUUAGAGAAUGAAGAGGAUUGCAACUCUUCAGAGAUACUCACGAUUCUUAAUCAAAUAAUGACAUUAGUUAAUCAUUUGAGAGAAGGAGAAAUCAAAGUAAUUUAAUGUUUUAAGUAGAUUAUUGAACGAUAUAAGUAUGAAUUAAAACAAUUAGCACUUGAAUUGAAGGAGACUCAAUAAUACAAUAAAGAAAUGAAAUCUAUAAGUAUCUAAACUGAUUAAGAUCAAUACGAAAAGAUGUAUUUUCAAGAGAGACAACGCUACUCCUAAUUAGAAAAGAAGUUUGAAGGUCUUAAAAGACUUGAUGAAUCAUCCUUUAAAUAAGAUGUAAUGAUAGAAUUGGCUACUCUAAAAAAUAAAAUACAAAUUUUGACUGAAACAUCAACAGAAGCUGAAACAUUAUUGAUAAAGAAAGAUUAAUAAGUUAAAGAGUACCAAAAGCAAUUAUAGAAGUGCCAGAAAGAAUUGACAUAAAAAAGAGCCGAAUUGUCGAGUCUCAAUGAUUAAUUGAAGAGUAAAGAUAUCAAUUUACAGAUGUCUCAAAAUAUGAAUAGAACAUAUGAAACAGAGUUAUAGAAGGUCAGCAGAAAGAAUAGUGGAUCUUUGAAAAGACCUACAAAGUGUUAUGAAACCUUAACUCUUGAGAUUCAGGAACUGACUUACAACAACUCAUAACUUAAAUAGUAAUUAUUGUUUACACAGAGGAGAUUAAAAGAAUUAGCAUCUGAAUUGUAAGCCAAGGAGUAAUAAUUAGUAGAAGUUCUCAAUCAAAUUGAUGAAAUCAAAUAACACAUGCAAUAAACCAAUAAAGAGGAUGAGUUAAAGGAAGCUAUGGAGUAUUUAGAAUUAAAGGAUAUAGAAAUUGAUAGAUUACAUAGGGAACUUGAUAAUUAUAAAAGAAAUGUAAAAGAUAAUCCAUAAAUAAGAGACCUGUAAAAUCUCCUCUUAGUAAUGUCUAGAAAUCUCUAAGAGAAAGAAUAAUAACUAUUAAGAUAUUAAUAAUACAAUUGA